ACAGUGAAAACUUUAGCAGACGAUAAACAUGGCGGCAUCAGAGAAGAAAAAAUUUCUCAACUUCAACGUCGGUGUUUUAGGCCACGUUGACAGUGGAAAAACUAGCUUGGCAAAGAUUCUUAGCUCUAUUGCUAGUACAGCUAGUUUUGAUAAAAAUCCACAAAGUAGAGAGAGAGGAAUAACUCUCGAUUUGGGCUUUUCAUCAUUCAUUGUAGAACCGCCAGAUCAUUUACAACAAUUAGAACUUGAAAAGUUCCAGUUUACGUUAGUCGAUUGUCCUGGUCAUGCAAGCCUUAUUAGAACAAUUAUGGGAGGAGCCCAAAUUAUUGACUUAAUGAUGUUGGUUGUCGAUGUGACAAAAGGAAUCCAGACCCAAACAGCAGAAUGCCUUAUUAUAGGUCAAAUAACAUGCGAUAAAAUGAUAGUUGUUCUAAAUAAGAUAGAUCUUCUAGAUGAAUCUAAGAGACAAGCCAUUAUUGAUAAAAUGACAAAACGCAUUCAAAAAACAUUGGAACCAACAAAAUUUGCUGGGAGUUCUAUUGUAUCCGUAUCAGCGAAACCAGGUGGACCAGAGUCAACAGAUACAAGUGGUAUUAAUAUACAAGGAUUGAUAGAUACGUUAAAAUCUAAUGCAUUCUCUCCUAAGAGAUCUACAACUGGCCCAUUUAUAUAUGCAGUUGAUCAUUGCUUCUUAAUUAAAGGACAAGGAACGGUUAUGACUGGCACAAUUCUAUCUGGAAAAGUUUCAGUUAAUGAUCAAAUUGAAAUCCCCGCUUUAAAAGAAGUUAAAAAGGUGAAAAGUAUGCAAAUGUUCAAGAAACCUAUUGAAAAAGCUAUUCAAGGCGAUAGAAUUGGUCUAUGCGUUACUCAAUUUGAUCCAAAACUUUUGGAAAGGGGUCUUGUCUGUUCAAUUAAUGCACUUCCAACUAUUGACGCAGCUAUAGUCGAUAUAAAAAAGAUUCAAUAUUAUAAGGGUAGCGUCCAAACGAAAUCUAAAUUCCAUAUAACAGUUGGCUAUGAAACUGUAAUGGGAAAUCUAACUUUCUUCUCUGAAAGUAAUCACAACAACGAUGAAGGAAAAGUUGAUAGUAAAUUUACUUUUGACUCGGAAUAUAAAUACGAAGAAGAGCUAUUAGACGUAGGGAAACAAUAUUUACUCGUAGAAUUCGAAAGACCAGUUAUUUGUUCAGCUGAUAGUUAUAUAAUUGGUUCAAGGUUAGAUACCGAUGUUCACGCUAAUAUAUGUCGACUUGCAUUUUAUGGAUCUCUUGUAAAAACGUUUGGACCAAACUAUUCUAAAGACCUCGAAGCUCUUAAAAUAUUUAAAUGGAAACAACGGCAAGGAGUGGUGGAACGAAAAACCGAUGAUUAUACAGUUGUCUGUAAUGGUUUAUUCAAGAAAGAAAGUAAUAUAGAAGCUUUUAGAAAUCUUAAAGUUGAAUUAUCAACGGGCGAAAAAGGGGUAAUUGAAAGUAGCUUUGGUCAAAGUGGAAAGUUUAAAGUUAGACUUUCAGAUGGUCUAAAAGAAGAAACGAGCGAAUUAAUAUCGUCAAAAAAGAAGAAACAGGAAGCCCAUAAUGAAAUUGUUAGGGUUAAUUUAAAAUUUAAAAGAUACAUCUAUGAUUCAAAGAAAAGGAUGAUACAAACAUAA
This is a messenger RNA of Dimorphilus gyrociliatus, 1651 nucleotides long. Lineage: Eukaryota; Metazoa; Annelida; Polychaeta; Dinophilidae. The record is from the annotation of a GenBank genome assembly.